AUGCCCUCCGAGAAGAGCAUCGCCACGGGACUGAAGCUCAUCGAGAGCGACAAGUCCAAGAUCCUGAACUUGAAAGUGGGUAGCCACGAAAAUGUUGAGCCUGGACAAUAUAUUCCUCGCGCAGAUGCUCAGCAGCCUCCCCAGAUCACCUACUCUGGAGCUUCACCCGAUAAGACCUACCUUAUCGUGACACUCGACAUCGAUGCGCCAUUUCCAUCUUUUGGUGUCCUUGGCCCUAUUCUUCACUGGAUUCAGCCGGACGUAAAGGCCUCUGAGCUUGUUUUGAAAACCGAUGCUCCUUUCAUUGCAAACUACAUUGGGCCUGCCCCUCCCCCUGGUAGUGGGCCUCACCGCUAUGUCUUCUUCUUGUUCGAGCAGCCAGCUGGGUUCGAUGCGAAGAAGUAUGCCCCAGCUAAUGGCAAAACCUUGAGCAACUGGCACCGCAUGCGGUAUAAUCUCGACGCCUGGUCUAAGGAGAUUGGUCUUGGGGACAUCCUGGCUCUAAACUAUUUCAAGAGUAACUAG
Messenger RNA from Penicillium chermesinum, 525 nucleotides. Its product is annotated as YbhB/YbcL family Raf kinase inhibitor-like protein. Lineage: Eukaryota; Fungi; Ascomycota; Eurotiomycetes; Eurotiales; Aspergillaceae. The record is from RefSeq and is a predicted model, not a curated record. The transcript is spliced from 2 exons. Gene Ontology annotation, biological process: regulation of Ras protein signal transduction; regulation of proteolysis. The coding region runs from base 1 to 525 and encodes 174 amino acids. Gene Ontology annotation, molecular function: peptidase inhibitor activity; phospholipid binding.